AUGGGGGCGAAGUCAAAAUACGUUAUAGUCCAAUUAGCUAGUGUAAUAACUGGUUCCACGAGAGUAUGGGUACGUGAAAGAGCUGCGGAAAAAUUCUCAGGGAUAUUUCAUGAUCCUGCAUUAGGCCGAAGCUGCUUAUUUGAAGAGUCGCGACGGAUAAAGGGGAAGAACGAUCUACCUAAAAGAGUAAAGCAGAUGUACAACAUUGGAAACUAA
Necator americanus (New World hookworm) is the source of this 216-nucleotide messenger RNA. RefSeq lists its product as uncharacterized. The record is from RefSeq and is a predicted model, not a curated record. The transcript is spliced from 3 exons. The coding region runs from base 1 to 216 and encodes 71 amino acids. NCBI's taxonomy places the organism in Eukaryota, Metazoa, Nematoda, Chromadorea, Rhabditida, Ancylostomatidae.